GCCAAGCAGCAGGGAGAGAGCAGAAACACACUCUGAGCAGCCAGCAAUUGUGACGGGCUCACUGUUUUCACGGGAUCCUCUGUCCUGCUUGCGUUGAUUUUCUAAGCAGACGUCAUCGUGAUGGAGACACAGCAAACGGCUGGAAGUUUUCCUGCGCUGAGCCAAACCACUGUCACAGCAAGUAUAACAGGGGCUACCAUGGUAUCCAUGGAUACUAUGUCUCGUUUCCAUGGGGAAGGAGUUCGCUACAAAGCCAAGCUGAUUGGCAUGGACCCAGUACCCGACGCACUCGGAGAAAAGAUGUGCAGAGACUCCAUGAUGAAACUAAAGGGCUUUGAGGUAGCAGGAAGGAAACAGGGAAUCCACAAGAGGAGAAUUUGGUUGAAAAUUUCCUCCAGUGGCUUGAAAAUUCUGGAUGAAAGGACCGGGGCUGUUCUUCACGACCAUGAGAGGAGCAGGAUCAGCUCUUUGACCAAAGAUGAGUCUGACCCCAGAGCUCUGGCUUACAUCUACCAGCAUCAAGACAACUACAUCCUCUUCUACAUCAAGAUGGCUAACCUGGCACAUCCAGUGUUCCUCGACAUCCAGGAAGUUUGUCAGCAUGUGGACCGAGAGAUCUCGCAGCAGCCUGCAGAGACACCAACACAAGGCGCUUCUUUACUGGUUCUACACAAGAGCUCAGCAGCAGAGGAACCAGCUCUUGAAGAUCUGUUCAGCCCACGGCCAGAUGUUUCAUCACAGCAGACAAAGCAGCAGCCCUCAUCCACCAAUGAGCUGAUGGAAGUGUUUUCGACCCCACUGGGGGAGCCUCUGGCACAAACUCAGAUCCCAGAGCCUCCACAGCAACAGCAAGUGCUCUCCAGCUCGCAGAUUCUCUCUAUGUUCCCCACACAUCCUGUAGGUGGCUCUCCAUACUCAUCCCCCACAUACCCUCCAGCCAGCAUGCCUUGGGGCCAGCAGGCGCUUCCAGGAAACCAGUGGGCGGCCCCGUGGCCCACUGCACCUGGCAACAUUUCACCAUGGGCACCACCAGGUGUCACAGUAUCCCCUACAUUAAGCCAGGCUCCCAGCAUGGCCAACCCUGUGCCCGGUUUCAUGAUGGGAGGAAACGCAGCCCCUACGCCCUCUGGUGUUAACAGCUACUCCACCCCUUUAAACUCCUUAAACUCCACCCCUAUAGGAACAACAACAGCGCCACUGUCAGUGUCCUCACCCUUGGAGAACCCCUCCCUCCUUUGAAAUGAGUGUAGAAAUAUGAAUUUAUUGAGUUCAUGUUUUGUUUUUAGAAUUUUUAGUAAAAGAAAACACCACCACACACCUACAAUGAAGCUCUAAAUUAUAGCACCAAUAUUCUUAUAUCAUUCAUUUUCUUAUAUAUUUAACUACUUCAAGGGCUGCCAUGAGAUGAGAGGUGGAGAGGUUUCAAGUCCUUCACAGGGGCUAACAGAGAUAGACAGACAACAGUUCGUGCUCAUAUCCACACCUACGGCUGAUUUUGAGUCACCUGUAAACCUAAACUGACUCUAGAAGCCAGAGAGCCCGUAGAGAACCACACAGGCACGACCAUGAGCACGCAAACGCUACUCAGAAAGCCCCCAGACUGAGCCUGAAUCCUCUUGCUGUGAGCCAACAGUGUUGACUCAUUCACCAAUAUUGUAAACUGAAGUACAGUUAUGGUACAAAGUUUACAUCCACUCAGCAUGGGCAUGAAUAUUGUGGUAAUUUGGAGGUUUUAAUCAUUUAUUUGAACAAGAAUUGCGUGCACAAGUUUGAAUUUAUUUUGGGGGUGGGUUUCAAAAAUAUACAUACACAACCAUUAAUAUUUGGUGAAACGUUCCUUAGCAGGUUGCACCUCAAUCAGACCCUUUUGGUAGCCAUCAUCAAGCAUUUAGCAUAAUUCUGACUGGACAUUUAACCAUUCUUCUUGGCAGAAUUUAUAGACUUCAGAGUUCAGUUAAUUUUGUUCGUUUCCUGGCAUGGAUCCACCUGUUGAGUGUAGUCCGCAUAUUUUCAAUAGGGUUGAGGUCAGGGCUUUGGGAAGGUCAUUUAGUUAGCCUGCUUUAUCCAUUA
Pundamilia nyererei is the source of this 2070-nucleotide messenger RNA. RefSeq names its product disabled homolog 1-like. The transcript is spliced from 10 exons. Bases 121 to 1239 code for a protein of 372 amino acids. Gene Ontology annotation, cellular component: cytoplasm. NCBI's taxonomy places the organism in Eukaryota, Metazoa, Chordata, Actinopteri, Cichliformes, Cichlidae. The record is from RefSeq and is a predicted model, not a curated record.